Molecule: messenger RNA, 3192 nt
Organism: Plectropomus leopardus (leopard coralgrouper)
Lineage: Eukaryota; Metazoa; Chordata; Actinopteri; Perciformes; Serranidae
Gene: tmc6a
Product: transmembrane channel-like 6a
Cellular component (GO): plasma membrane
Molecular function (GO): mechanosensitive monoatomic ion channel activity
Source: RefSeq, a predicted model, not a curated record
AUAGAGUGUGAGACAGAGGAAGUCUGUGAGAUGUGUUUUUACAAUUAGUCAAGAAUAGAUUGCUACAGUGUUAGAGAUAACCCGCCGCUGUGUACUCAACUGUGUGACAGACGACAACUGAGCCACAGUGAGCUGUGUUUGCAGUGAAGAGAUCAUCAUGGCGCACAGUGACAACGUUUAUCAAUCGGAUUCUGAUUCUGACUUUGAGAACCUCGGAGAGAGUGAGCCAAGUCGUCAGGUCUCCUUCCAGCUGAUUAGAGAACCAGCAGCCAGUACCCAGAGUUGUCCCGAAACCCUACAAAUGGAUGUUUUUAGGGUAUGCACAGAUACGAAUGUAGAGUUUACUGCAAGCGGCCACAUGAGGGAUGAGACACUCCAGAGGAAGCCGGUGAACUCUCUGCAGAGGCAUCACUGGUCAGCUGCUACUUUAAAGGUCCUCUCCUCGAUGCCUAGUCGCACUACUGGUAUGAAUAGUGCCGGAGUAAUUCCUCCGCGAGGCUCGUCUCAGCGACACAGAUACCAGACCUCCACACACGAUUCUUCCCACCCCUCCAGACCGAUCCAGGAUGACUUUGUCCAGGCAGAUACAGAAGAAAUCAGCCCUGAAGAAAACAAGAAGGAACAGUUGGUUUCCAACAUCCGAGGCCUCUCCGUGAACGAGGGUAUGCGAAAGCUUAAAGCCACGCCACUCAGCCUGGCAGAUAAGAUGGAAGUCAGGCGACUUGCUUUCAGUGACUCAGUUGAGAGUUCACUCAUCAGCAGAAAUAUUCCAUGCUACAGCCGUCUAAAAGUGUACAUUUCGAAGACUUGGCGUCACUGUCUGUUCAGCUGCCUCCCCGUCCUCGCUUCCCUCCAGUUGUGGCAUUCACCCAUGAAGAGACUGAGUGGACGUUUCGGAACCGGGGUGCUUUCCUACUUCCUGUUUCUCCGCACACUCCUGCUCUUCAACCUCCUCCUCUUUGUCAUUAACGGCCUGUUCCUGGUCUUCCCUCAAGCUGUCAAUCCUCCUCCUCCUCCUCAUGACUCUCAUCUGGACAAUUUCACUGCCCUUGAGCUUCUCACAGGCACGGGUUUCUUCUCUCAGAGUGUUAUGUUUUACGGCUACUACACCAACGCCAUCCUCAAAAGUUGUCGAGCUGCUGACUCCACUGACACACCUGAAUUGCCAGUCUGUGACACAGACAGGCCCCAGAUCAUGCAUGCAUACAACAUACCUGCAGCCUAUUUCCUUACCAUCGCCAUCAGCUUCUUCAUCAUCUGCAUCAUCCUUGUGUACAGCAUGUCCAAGUCCUUCGGGAGAAGUUUUCAAGUCCUCAAGUCUAAUGGGAAUCUUGCUGUAAAAGUUUUCUGCUCCUGGGACUUUAAAGUCAGCAAGAAGACAUCUGUCAGACUGCAGUCUGAGAAAAUCAGCACUCAGCUCAAAGAGCUGCUCUCUGAGCUGAUCACCGGAGAGGAUGAAAAGAGCUGCAUGCAGCGACUCUGCCGCCUCAUGGUGCACCUGGUGGUCUGGGCUGCAUGUUUGGCCAGCAUCUUCCUGGGUGCCAUGGCAGUCCACUACCUGUCAGAGGCUGUCAUUAAGCAGAGUCCUUCCAAAGACAGUGAGCUGCUGCUCUUGUCUGCAGUGGUGUCGGGCAUUAACCUGUUGCUCCCCGGCCUCUUCAACCUGUUUGCCUGGAUAGAGAACUCUGACGCCCCCAGUGUUCGUGUUUAUGUCUCCAUCUUCAGGAACCUAUUAUUGAAGGUCAGCAUUGUUGGAGUGCUUUGUUAUCGCUGGCUUGGAAGAAUUGCGGUGGAGCCAGAAGAUCAUGGUCUACAGUGUUGGGAGAGCUUUGUGGGCCAAGAGCUGUAUCGCUUGCUUCUCAUGGACUUUGUCUUCACAGUGCUUUACACUUUUUUGGGAGAGUUCCUUUGGAGGCUCUUUUCCAAACAAGUGCUGAAAAAGAACAGGAUGCCAGUGUUUGACAUCGCUCGUAAUGUGUUGGAGCUCAUAUACGGACAAACCCUUACUUGGCUCGGAGUGCUGUUUGCUCCACUGCUCCCUGCAGUCCAGAUCUUAAAACUGUUUGUGCUAUUUUACAUGAAAAAGAGUAGUCUAAUGCUCAACUGUCAGGCGUCCAAAAAGCCCUGGAGAGCCAGUCAGAUGACGACACUCUUCAUCUCUCUUUUGUGCUUCCCAUCAUUUCUCGGUGCUGCCGUGUCUGUCACUUACACAAUUUGGACGAUUAAACCCUCGACAGGUUGCGGCCCUUUCAGGAAUCUCACCACAAUGUUUCCGUCAGGGCAGCUUUGGGCGCAGGAGCAGGAGAACACCCAACCGAUCCUGCUUUGGCUCAGCUGGGCAUACAACUCUUUGACGGAGAAUCCGCUGUUCUUAUUCCUCGCCAGUGGAGUCUUCCUAAUGGUGAUAUAUAUUCACGCUCAAGUUAUUGAUGGCCAAAGGAGAAUCAUCAGCCGGUUAGAAAAACAAAUUGAAAAUGAGGGUAAAGAUAAAAAGUUCCUCAUCACCAAUUUACAAGCAAUUUAUGAACGGAGUAGUCAAGUUUCCCCUUAGAUAAGACUGUGGCUGAACAACAUAUCAAUGAAAAGACGUAAUUUCAUCAGCGACAACCAACUUCACUUUGAUGUUUUUCAACUUCACUGGGAAAUCAGGAAUGACACCCACAACUUAUAAUGACUACUAUUACAUGCACAAAAUAUUCCAGUUAUUGUCCUUGUUUCCAAAUAGACAAUAGCUGUUUACAUGCCUGAUGAAAGGAGAAUAUGCAAGAAAUUCCCGCUUAAAUGCAGCCAUGUAUACUCUGAUUGCAUAUUGCGUAUAAGGCCUUAUUCAGAAUAUAUAGCAGAAAAUGAUGUUUACAUGGCCCGCACUAAAUACAGAAAAAUUUCAUAUUAUGAUAAUAUUGGAAUAUUACUGUGCAUGUAACCUUAGCCAGUGAGAACAAAAAUCAAACAGGACCAGGAACAGUGUUAAGUGUUAUUUUCAAACAUAUUCUGUAAUGUUUGAGUUCUAAAUGUACUUGCUGUUUGCACUAUAUAAGAGCUGUGAAUAUUUAUCUAAACAUAGCCUGGUGCUCAUAUUGUAUGUCAGAAUUUAUAUAUAUUUUUGUGGGUAGUUAUUUAUUCAGGUUCUGUAAAGAUUUAUGAAUACUGAUUUUGAAUAUGUUGUACACCAAUAAAUGAGUCUUAACACCC